Sphenostylis stenocarpa is the source of this 414-nucleotide messenger RNA. Lineage: Eukaryota; Viridiplantae; Streptophyta; Magnoliopsida; Fabales; Fabaceae. The record is from the annotation of a GenBank genome assembly.
AUGACUACAAGUCAUCGUUCUGCCACUUCCAAAUGGUCAGCUGAAUUCUGUGGCUGUGGAGAAGAACCUGUAACAUGUAUUGUAACUUGCUGUCUGCCAUGCAUUACCUUUGGCCAAAUUGCAGAAAUAGUGGAUGAAGGACGAAGUUCUUGCGUUGCACAAGGGUGUGUGUAUGGGUUACUUAUGGUGGUGGCAUGCCACUGGGUGUACUCGUGCCUUUACAGAGAGAGGCUGAGAGCAAAGUUUGCGUUACCAGCAGAACCUUGCUGCGAUUGCUGUGCUACAUGCUGCUGCGAUCCAUGUGUCUUAUGCCAAGAAUAUGCUGAGCUCAAAGCAAGAGGUUUUGACCCUUCCAAAGGUUGGAUUGGGCCAGCACAUGCACCUCCACAAAUGCCACCUUCCAUGUCUAGAUGA